GCGUUAUCACACGUUGGUUGCAAACUGUAACAGCAAAGAAGAAUCUGUUAGAGCGGUCCAGAAAGAUUUCGGCUACCCAUCUUCUGUGUGAUACGCUGGAGAAGUAUUCCCGUGUACUUUUUAACGUUUCCCCCGCUGGUCAACCGACGUCAUUCUAAUCUUAGUUGAACGACAAAUAUAGGAUUUCUAACUGUCCUUGAAAGGCCCCAGAAAUGGCUCAAAAUACAGAACAAAAUGAGGUGAAGCACGACAGCUCAUCCUCCCCUGGAAUGACAGACCAAGAGAAGGAAGUGGCAGCCAGUGCAUAUAAAGCAUUUUCGGCUGGGAAGUAUGACGAGUCUCUCAAACACCUUGAAGCCCUGCAAGAGCUUAACAAAGAGGACUACAAGAUUGCCAUGAAUAAAGCUGUUGUAGAGUUUUACAUAAGCGGUCAGACUACCACAGGGGCUCUGAAGCAGACUCUAAUGGCAAUGAAGAACCAGGUGCACACAUCAGCAGAGGACGCUGAUGGGUUGGACGAUGUUGAAAAUAGCUUGCUGUACUACAAUCAAGCUAUCAUCCACUAUCAUAUGCGACAGUUCUCUGAAUCCAUCUCCAUAGGAGAGAGGCUCUACCAGUUUCUGGAACCAUUUGAAGAGAAGUUUGCUCAGGCUGUGUGCUUCCUGCUGGUGGAUCUGUACCUGCUCACCUUCCAGCCAGAGAAGGCCCUCCAUCUGCUGGCUGUGCUUGACAAAGUGUCUGUCCAAGGAAGCAACAAGAAUGGAAAAGGAGAGAACAACAGUUCAAACAAAGAUGGAGCAAACCAGAAGGCAGAGUUCACAGCCAUGAUCGAGGCAGCCAAAUCAAAGAUGCACCAGUACAAAGUGAGAGCCUACAUCCAGAUGAAAUCUUCCAAGGCCUGUAAAAGGGAGAUCAAAUCAGUGAUGAACACAGCAGGGAAUUCUGCACCCUCACUCUUCCUCAAAAGUAAUUUUGAGUACCUGAGGGGAAACUACCGGAAAGCAGUGAAGCUGUUGAACAGCUCCAAUAUAGCAGAGCAUCCUGGACCCAUCAAGACGGGUGAAUGUGUUCGAUGUAUGUUCUGGAACAAUCUGGGCUGCAUUCACUUUGCAAUGGGGAAACAUAACCUAGGCAUUUUCUACUUCAAGAAGGCACUGCAAGAGAACGACCACACCUGCACACAACUGGGAGACAACGGACAAUCUAAGAAGUUCACAGGUAUCCCCAUGUGUGCUCUACUAGCCAACAAGCGAUAUGAGCUGCUGUAUAACUGCGGGAUUCAGCUGCUGCACAUUGGCAGGCCUCUGGCAGCAUUUGAGUGUCUGAUGGAGGCGGUGCAGGUUUACCACUCCAACCCUCGACUGUGGCUGCGGCUUGCGGAGUGCUGCAUCUCUGCUAACAAGGGGGGGUCGGAGCAGGAGAGCAAAGGUUUACCUUGUAAAAAAGGUAUAGUUCAGUCUACUGUUGGGCAGGGCUACCAUCGCAAGAUUGUGCUGGCAUCCCAGUCUACCCAGAAUACUAUCUACAGUGAGGGUCAGUCAGCAGCUAUACCAGUAGCCAGUAUGGAGUUUGCAGCCAUCUGCCUGCGGAACGCUCUGCUGUUGCUGCCUGAACACCAGCAGCAGGACACCAAGGCAGAGAACGGCUCCAAGAGCUCCAGUCAGUCAGGAAGCACAGAGAGCGGCAGCGAGAACAGUGAUGCCUGCAGUGGGAAAGGUCAAGAGACUGAUAAGUUCUUGUCGGCAGCUCCAUCGUCUCCUCUCAGAAAACAAGAGGUAGAAAACCUCAGGUGCUCCAUUCUGGCCUGUAGUGCCUAUGUGGCGUUAGGACUGGGAGACAACCUGAUGGCUCUAAACCAUGCUGAGAAACUACUCCAUCAAACCAAGGUGUCUGGAUCCCUCAAGUUCCUGGGUCACCUCUACGCUGCUGAAGCCCUCAUCUCAUUAGACAGGAUCUCUGAUGCUAUUGCUCACCUCAACCCAGAGAAUGUCAGCGACGUGUCAAUGGGAGUUCUGACCAGCGAGCAAGACCAAGGGUCUGAUAAAGGAGACGAGCCUGUCGAGUCCUCAGGGAAGCAGACUCCCCAGUGUUACCCCAGCAGUGUCACAUCAGCUCGGGCCAUGAUGCUCUUCAACCUGGGUAGUGCCUACUGCUUGAGGAGCGAGUACGACAAGGCCCGCAAGUGCCUGCAUCAGGCUGCAUCUAUGGUGAACACCAAGGAAAUUCCACCUGAAGCCAUCCUGCUGGGAGUCUACUUAGAGCUGCAGAAUGGAAACACCCAGCUUGCCCUGCAGAUCAUCAAACGGAACCAGCUGCUGCCCACAGUGGUGCAGAGGGUCUCCCCAGACUCCCGCAAGAAAACCGUCCAGCCCUUCCAAUCUGUCCAGCCCAUCCAGCUGCCCUCAUCCUUCACACAAGUUCAACGCAAAUGAGCCUCUACAUCCACCUGAACCCCCCCCCCCCACGCACACCACACACCCAAGGAGCAUUGAUAUUUAUAAAGCUGCUUCCCCUCAGCAUCAGGAGCCAAAUGAAAUGCAGGUGUGGCUGCUGACUGACGUGGAGAGAAGAACUUCAGUUACAGCAGUGUCCAUGGACUGAGAACAGCUGACUUUUUAUUUCCAUUUGACUGAGGAAUCUGUGUGUUGUCUCAACAAUGAUAAUAAAUUUUAUUUACUGUAUGACA
This is a messenger RNA of Micropterus dolomieu (smallmouth bass), 2686 nucleotides long. RefSeq names its product CCR4-NOT transcription complex, subunit 10 (gene cnot10). The record is from RefSeq and is a predicted model, not a curated record. NCBI's taxonomy places the organism in Eukaryota, Metazoa, Chordata, Actinopteri, Centrarchiformes, Centrarchidae. The coding region runs from base 213 to 2432 and encodes 739 amino acids. Gene Ontology annotation, molecular function: protein binding. The transcript is spliced from 19 exons. Gene Ontology annotation, biological process: negative regulation of translation; mRNA catabolic process. Gene Ontology annotation, cellular component: CCR4-NOT complex.